AUGGGGCUAACAGCUGUGCUCUGCUUCCUCCUCCUGCUCGGCGGCUCGGAGGCCAAGCGCACUGCAGAAUCCAGGAGUGAUGACAACAGUGUCUUCGAUCUCUUUGAGCUCAUUGGCUUAAUUCGGAAGGGAGCUGGGCGCCGGGCACCCGGGGUGCACCUGGUGAAGGGACCGGAAUCCUCCAGCCCUGCUUACCGCAUUGAAGAUGCCAGUCGCAUCCCUCCUGUCCCUGACUCAAAGUUCCAAGACUUACUAGAUGCCAUCCACACUGAGAAGGGCUUCAUCCUCCUGGCCACUCUCCGGCAAGCCAAGAAGAGUAGAGGCACACUGCUGUCUGUGGAACAGAAAGACGGCUCUGGUCAUGUCUUCAGUCUAGUAUCAAAUGGCAAGGCAGGCACCCUGGACCUGAGCCUUUCUGGUGAUGGCAAGCAGCAGAUAGUGUCUGUAGAGGAUGCCUUACUAGCUACAGGACACUGGAAGAAUAUCACCCUCUUCGUGCAGGAGGACCGAGCUCAGCUCUAUGUUGGGUGUGAGAAAAUGGAGAAUGCAGAACUGGACAUCCCCAUCCAGAACAUCUUCACUAGGGACCUGGCCAGCAGUGCGAGGCUCCGUAUUGCCAAAGGGGGAGUCAAUGACAACUUCCAGGGACUGCUGCAGAAUGUGCGGUUUGUGUUUGGAACAACCCUGGAAACUAUCCUGAGGAACAAAGGCUGCUCCAGCUCCACUAGCGCGAUCAUUACUUUGGACAACCCUAUCAAUGGUUCAAGCCCAGCUAUCCGCACUAAUUACAUUGGCCAUAAAACAAAGGACAUUCAAGCAGUCUGUGGUUUUUCCUGUGAUGAACUAACAAAUAUGUUUGUGGAACUGCAAGGGCUCCGGUCCAUGGUUACAACGCUUCAAGACAGAGUUCGCAAAGUGACUGAAGAAAAUGAAUUCAUUGCCAAAGUAGUCCAGAUCACGCCUGGAGUGUGCAUUCAUAAUGGAAUCUUGCACAAAAAUAAAGAAGAGUGGACUAUUGACAGCUGCACAGAAUGUACCUGCCAGAACUCUGCAACUAUAUGCCGGAAAGUGUCCUGUCCUCUCAUGCCUUGUUCCAAUGCCACUGUGCCUGAUGGGGAGUGCUGCCCUCGAUGCUGGCCUAGCGACUAUGCAGAUGAUGGGUGGUCUCCUUGGUCUGAAUGGACUUCGUGUUCUGUGACCUGUGGGAAUGGGAUUCAGCAGAGAGGACGAUCCUGUGACAGUCUCAAUAACCGCUGUGAAGGGUCUUCUGUACAGACUCGGACUUGCCACCUUCAGGAGUGCGAUAAGAGAUUUAAACAGGAUGGUGGCUGGAGUCACUGGUCACCAUGGUCAUCAUGUUCUGUCACUUGUGGCACGGGCAUCAUCACUAGAAUUCGUCUCUGCAACUCACCGGUACCACAGCUGAAUGGCAAACCUUGUGAGGGUGAGGCAAGAGAAAACAAACCCUGCCAGAAAGAUCCUUGCCCAAUUAAUGGCAACUGGGGACCAUGGUCUCCGUGGGAUGCUUGCACAGUGACAUGUGGAGGAGGACUUCAAAAACGUAGCCGUCUCUGCAAUAAUCCUGAGCCUCAGUAUGGUGGGAAGACUUGCGUUGGUGAAGCUAGAGGGACUCAGGUCUGCAACAAACAGGACUGUCCAAUUGAUGGGUGUUUGUCUAAUCCCUGCUUUGCGGGGACUACAUGUACCAGCUCCCCUGAUGGCUCCUGGAAGUGUGGUGCCUGUCCUCCUGGCUACCAUGGUGAUGGUAUCCACUGCCAAGACAUUGAUGAGUGCAAAGAGGUUCCUGAUGCCUGCUUUGUCUUUAAUGGUGUGCAUAGGUGUGAGAAUACUGAACCUGGGUAUAACUGUCUUCCUUGUCCGCCACGUUUCACUGGGACACAGCCAUUCGGUCGCAGUGUUGAGGAUGCCAUGGCUAACAAACAGGUCUGCAAGCCACGUAAUCCGUGUACAGAUGGAACACAUGACUGCAACAAGAAUGCCAAAUGCAAUUACCUCGGCCACUUCAGUGACCCCAUGUAUCGCUGUGAAUGUAAACCAGGCUAUGCUGGCAAUGGUAUAAUCUGUGGAGAAGAUACUGACUUGGAUGGAUGGCCAAAUGAGAACCUUGUUUGUGUUGCCAAUGCCACUUACCACUGUAAAAAAGAUAACUGCCCUAAUCUGCCCAACUCUGGGCAGGAAGACUAUGAUAAGGAUGGGAUUGGUGAUGCCUGUGACAAUGAUGAUGAUGACGAUGGCAUCCCUGACGACCGGGACAACUGUCCAUUCAUCUACAACCCACAGCAGUAUGACUAUGACAGGGAUGAUGUUGGUGACGGCUGUGAUAACUGCCCCUACAAUCACAAUCCUGAUCAAACUGACACUGACAACAAUGGAGAAGGAGAUGCAUGUGCAGUGGAUAUUGAUGGAGAUGGGGUCCUUAAUGAAAGGGACAACUGCCAAUAUGUCUACAAUGUAGACCAGAGGGAUACAGAUCUUGAUGGUGUUGGAGAUCAGUGUGAUAACUGUCCACUGGAACACAAUCCUGACCAGGAAGACGCUGAUUCUGACCGCAUAGGUGAUGAGUGUGACAACAACCAAGACAUAGAUGAAGAUGGCCAUCAAAAUAAUCUUGAUAACUGCCCCUAUGUGCCCAAUGCCAAUCAAGCUGACCAUGACAAGGAUGGAAAAGGUGAUGCCUGUGACCAUGAUGAUGACAAUGAUGGUAUCCCUGAUGACAAAGAUAACUGCAGAUUGGUUGCCAACCCAGAUCAAGCUGACUCUGAUGGUGAUGGACGUGGAGAUGCUUGCAAAGAUGACUUUGAUCAAGACAGUGUGCCAGACAUUGAUGAUAUCUGCCCUGAAAACGUGGACAUUAGUGAAACUGAUUUCCGAAAAUUUCAGAUGAUUCCCCUGGAUCCCAAAGGAACAUCCCAAAAUGAUCCAAACUGGGUUGUUCGUCACCAGGGUAAAGAACUGGUUCAGACAGUCAACUGUGACCCUGGCCUUGCAGUUGGUUUUGAUGAAUUCAAUGCUGUGGACUUCAGUGGCACCUUCUUCAUCAAUACAGAAAGGGAUGAUGAUUAUGCUGGCUUUGUAUUUGGCUACCAAUCUAGCAGUCGUUUCUAUGUUGUCAUGUGGAAGCAGAUCACCCAGUCUUACUGGGACUCCACACCAACCAAAGCUCAAGGCUACUCGGGUCUCUCCAUCAAAGUUGUGAAUUCCACCACUGGUCCAGGAGAACACCUUCGUAAUGCUCUGUGGCACACAGGAAACACUCCUGGCCAGGUGAGAACUUUGUGGCAUGACCCUCGUCACAUAGGCUGGAAAGACUUCACUGCAUACAGAUGGCGUCUUAGCCAUAGACCAAAGACUGGUUACAUCAGGGUUGUAAUGUAUGAAGGGAAGAAAAUCAUGGCAGACUCGGGACCAAUUUAUGAUAAAACCUAUGCUGGUGGUCGGCUAGGAUUAUUUGUCUUCUCUCAAGAAAUGGUGUUCUUCUCAGACCUUAAAUACGAAUGCAGAGAUAUGGUGCCAAAAAGCACCACCAUCUCAGCUAGCACUUUGCUGUCCUUCAGGAAACCAGCAGGUGCUCUGCUUUUUAUGGUUAAAAAGGCACAAAUAUAA
Molecule: messenger RNA, 3624 nt
Organism: Nestor notabilis (Kea)
Lineage: Eukaryota; Metazoa; Chordata; Aves; Psittaciformes; Psittacidae
Gene: THBS1
Product: thrombospondin 1
Exons: 21
Coding region: 1-3624 (1207 amino acids)
Biological process (GO): negative regulation of angiogenesis; cell adhesion
Cellular component (GO): extracellular region
Molecular function (GO): calcium ion binding; protein binding
Source: RefSeq, a predicted model, not a curated record